Messenger RNA from Linum tenue, 3051 nucleotides. NCBI's taxonomy places the organism in Eukaryota, Viridiplantae, Streptophyta, Magnoliopsida, Malpighiales, Linaceae. The record is from the annotation of a GenBank genome assembly.
GAAGAAGAAGAAGAAGAAGAAACUGGUGGGUUGGUCUUCUUUCCUUCUUUCUCUUCUGCUGUACUCAUUUCCAGAGCUAGCUAGCUACUUGUACACUUAAUGUGGUCUACCUAGCCUAGCCUAGCUCUCCUUUUCUUAGACAAAGUAGCUAGCUAGCUGCAUGGUUUCCUUUCUUUUUGAGUUAAAACCCUUUUCUUGAAUUGUUCUUUCUUCAAUCAAUCUCUUCGAUCUGUAACUAAAACUGCGUAUUGAUAUUUCAAAGGAACCAGCAGCAGAAGGAUGGGGAGAGGGAAGAUCGCGAUCAAGAGGAUAGAGAACCAGACGACUCGGCAGGUGACCUUCUCCAAGCGCAGGAACGGCCUGCUGAAGAAGACCCACGAGCUGUCCGUGCUUUGUGAUGCUCAGAUCGGUCUCAUCAUCUUCUCCAGCACCGGCAAGCUCUGCCAGUACGCCUCCGACCCCUUCAGGAUGGAGCAGAUCAUAGAGAGGUAUCAGAAAGCAACGGGCACCCGCAUCCCUGAGCACGACAAUCGGGAACAAGUGCUGGGGGAGCUGGCGGUGCUGAGGAGAGAGACGAAACAGCUCCAGCUGAGCAUGAGGCGCUACACCGGCGGCGAGGAAAUGGCCUCCAUCCCUUUCCACGACCUGGAGCAGCUGGAGCAGCAGCUCGAACGCUCCGUCACCAAGGUCCGCGACCGCAAGAACGAGCUGUUGCAGCAGCAGCUGGAGAAUCUACGCAGGAAGGAGAGGAUGUUGGAGGAGCAGAACGGCAAUAUGUUCCGUUGGGUGAGCAUAUACAGUACUAAUUUCGAAAUUCAGGAGAAUCGGGCAGCGUUGGAGUAUCAACAGCACCACCACCACCAAGCGCAGGUGGCUGCAGCAGCAGCAGAAGCGAAGCCAAUGGAGCAUCAGCAUCAGCUUCUGCAGCAGCUACAAGAGCAGUUCCCAUUCUGCGGCGGCGAGCCCAGCAGCGUCCUCCAGCUCUCCACCAUCCCACCUCACUUCAGCCCUUACCAUCUCCAGCUCGGCCAGCCCGACCCUCUUCAUCCACCUCCUAGUUCCGCCGCUGACCUCUAGAAGCUUGAUCAUCGCCCAUCCAUCUCACAUCACAUAUAUACCAUACAAUCUGUCUAUCUAUCUAUCUAGCUUCUCCUGAUUUCGAUUGUUGGUACACUUUGGACUACAUCCUUGACAAUGAUUCAUGUGGAUUUAAUUCAAUUCUAGUAGUACUUCAUUCUUGUAUUGAGUUCUAAGCCAACUAAUCCAACUUCAACAACCAGACUAUACAAUCUGUACAUAGACAUGAAUCUCAACAAAAUCGAAUUAGACCACAAGACUGUACCCAGUAGUUUUCUUCACCCCUUUCCUCUCCAUCGCCCCUCUCGUAUCCCUGCAUUCAUCCCACCUUCUCACCUCGGCAUAAACAUUCGCCAGCCCGACAUACCUCCCGUCGUUAUCGGGCUGCAUCUCGAUCAGCUUCCUCCCUAUUACCUCUGCAAGAUCGAGCCUUUUGUGGUUCAAGCACCCGCUGAAGAGAGCGCCCAACAUCGAAGGAGUUGGCUCGACCGGCAUUCGUCCUAGAAACUCGUAUGCUUCUGCCACCUGACCAGCUCGAGCCAGCAUAUCGACCAAGCAAGCAUAGUGCUCGCUCUUGGCCGCCAUGGCAUGUUUUUCAAGGCAAACGAAGAAGUACCAUGCUUCGUUCACCAACCCUCUGUGCGCACAAGCGCUCAACAAGCAUAAAUAUGUGAUCUCGUCAGGUUUUAUCCGGGCCUUUUGCAUCUCAGCGAACAAAUGAAGACCUUCUUCGAGCAAACCAUGCGUGGAAAGCCCACCAAUCAUGGCGUUCCAGAUCAACACGUCGGUUUUCUCGACAGGAAACUCACGGAAGACCUUCAGAGCUUCCUCUACUGCUCCGCAUUUCGCGUACAUGUCGACAAGAGAAGUUUGCAGGACCAGAGUCUUGGGCAAGGAGUUGUGGGUGAUGUAGUCAUGCAUCUCCCUGCCUUUCUCGAGCUCGCUCAAGUGGGCACAGGCACUCAGAACGCUCACCAUGGUCACCUCAUUGGCUUUCGUUUCGGCAACCUCCUGCAUCUUCUCAAACAUCACCAUGGCUUCCUUGAAUCCCCCUGCUUUAACAUACCCAUCGAUCAAGGAGCUCCACGAGACGACGUCUCUCUCGGGCAUAAGAUCAAACACCUGACGCGCCAAAACCAUGUCUCCACACUUGGCGUACCCGUCCACCAUUGAGUUCCACGAGACCAGAUUCUUCACGGGAAUUUCGUCGAAUACCAUACGUGCACGAACUAUAUCCUUACACGACGCGUACAUAUGGACCAUGGAAUUCGCUAUAUACCUAUCGGAAUCGUACCCAGUCUUUGUUGUCCGCGCAUGGACUGAGAGGCCGAGUUUCAGCUCGAAGAGGCGGGACGAAGCCUUGAAAAGAAAAGGGUACGUGAGAUGGUCCGGGGGAACUCCGGCUCGCAGCAUUUGGACGAAAGCUGACAGUGCUCUACUUGGUGAUUUGGUGGCGGAGUAGCUUCUUACGACUGCAUUCCAAGCGAAGGUCGGAGCGGGAUUCGAGAGCCUUAAUAGAACCCGGUAGCAGUAAUCGAUGCAAUUCGAAUUGACGGGUUGGGAGAAAGACUCGAUUUUGGAGACGAAUGUAUCGACCUGAGGGAGGCACAGAGUGAUGACCAGAGCAUGAAUCUGCUUGAGCUGUGGCAAUGAGCUGCAUCUGGCGAGUAUGGAGAUGAGGGUCUCGUUCUGUACGCCAUUUUUGCAGAGCAGGGAAGACAUUCGACAUGAGAUUGUCGCUAACAAAAACAGAGCGCGAGGGCUCGCUCGCUCGAGCACUAUUAUGUUUCCGGUUUUUUAGAAAACUAGAAAUAAUACCCGCGCCUACGCCGCGAGAACUAAAUUUGCAAUAGCAAGACCAUAUGGUGGACAGUUAGUUGAUGAAAAGAUGGGUUCUUUAUAUUCUUCUCAGUGGUCUGGGUUUCAGAGUAUUGGUAGUGUGGUUGGCAGACCAUGUUAAGUUCCAUAGUUAAU